CGGGCAGGGGGCGGGCCCAGCCGGGCCAGGGGGCGGGGCGCGAUGCGGCGACUUAUAACUCUGUGACUCUUGGCGCCCUCGCUUCCUCCUCCCGGACCUGGCGAGGAGUCCCGGCGUCGGGCGCGCAUCUCGGUGCAGUUCAACACACCGAGAAAGAGAGCAGCCGAGCGGCCAUGGAGCGGCGCGGGCUGGCGCGGCCCUGGAUGUUGGCAUCGCUGUUGGCGGCGCUGGCGACGCAGACGUGCUCUCAACCGAAUCUGGGACUGUGGCCCUGGCCUCUCUCGGUGCACCUGUCCCCGCACGUGCUGCACCUGUCCCGCAAGGAGUUCGCCAUCGAGCAUGAUCCCUCUUCCAAGGUCAGCCGAUCCUGCAGCCUCUUGCAGAAUGCCUUUCAGAGGUAUCAUGGGUAUAUUUCCAGUUAUUAUCAGAGACAACAAGACCCUGCUGAAUUUGAAAGUGGAAAACAGUUAAAGAAGCUCCUGGUGUCAGUGGUCCAUGACUCAGACUGCAACGCUUACCCCAGUAUCUCUUCAGAUGAAUCCUAUAACUUGAAGGUACAAGGACCAGAGGCUUCCCUCAGUGCCAACAGUAUCUGGGGAGUGUUGAGAGGCUUGGAGACCUUUAGCCAGCUAAUUUAUCGAGAUACUAAUGGGAUUAUCACCAUCAAUGAAUCCAGCAUUAUUGAUGUACCAAGGUUUCCUCAUAGAGGCAUUUUAAUUGAUACAUCUAGACACUAUCUGUCGGUGGAGCUUAUUCUUCAAAAUCUUGAUGCCAUGGCUUUUAACAAGUUCAAUGUUCUCCACUGGCACAUAGUUGAUGAUCAGUCUUUCCCGUACCAGAGCACCACUUUCCCUGAGUUGAGCAAUCAAGGACGCUAUUCCCCUGCUCAUGUGUAUACUCCAAGGGAUGUCCAUAAGGUGAUUGAAUAUGCCCGGUUACGAGGGAUUCGAGUCAUACCAGAAUUUGACACCCCUGGACAUACGCGCUCUUGGGGGAAAGGUCAGAAAGACCUUCUAACUCCCUGCUACGGUCAAAGCUGGCAGUCUUCAAUGUUUGGGCCUGUGAACCCUAUCCGGAAUUCAACUUACAGCUUCAUGUCUAAACUUUUCACUGAAAUUAGUAAAGUGUUCCCAGACAAACGUAUUCAUUUAGGAGGAGAUGAAGUGGAACUUAAUUGUUGGAUGGACAAUCCAGAAAUUCAAAAUUUCAUGAGGCGCAACGGGUUGAAGCAAGAUAUAAAUAAAGUAGGCUCUUUCUAUUUUGAGAAACUUUUGAAUAUUGUUUCAAAGCUAAAGAAGAAAGCCAUAGUCUGGCAGGACGUUUUUGAUGAUAAAAUAAAGCUUCACCCAGACACAAUAGUUCAGAUAUGGAAACAUGAAAACUAUCCUGAUGAAGAAGCAAGAGUCUCAGCAGCCGGCUUCCAGAUCAUCCUUUCCUCCCCCUGGUACUUAGAUUACAUCAGCUAUGGAGAAGACUGGGAAAAGUACUAUGCAGCAGAGCCUAUUGAUUUUAUUGGUUCUGAGGAACAAAGACAACGUGUGAUUGGCGGAGAAGCCUGUUUAUGGGGAGAAUAUGUGGAUGAAACUAACUUCAUUCCAAGAUUAUGGCCUCGUGCAAGUGCAGUUGGUGAGAGACUCUGGAGUCACCAAAAGGUCCGUGAUUUGUCCGAUGCUCAUGAGAGACUGACAGUUCACCGCUGCAGAAUGGUCAGACGUGGAAUAGCUGCACAACCCCUUUCUCCUGGAUAUUGUGAUCAUGAGUUUAAACAAAAAAUAUUUAAAAAAUGAGACUGUAGAAGGGGAAAAUCCCACAGCAUUAAUUACUAUGAUCGCCUUCAGUAACUUAAUUUUGAAAUCAUGUAAAUUGCUUUUGAAUAAAAUCUUAAUCUUUGAACCUGUA
Messenger RNA from Sorex araneus (European shrew), 1899 nucleotides. RefSeq names its product beta-hexosaminidase subunit beta-like. Gene Ontology annotation, cellular component: membrane. The transcript is spliced from 14 exons. Gene Ontology annotation, molecular function: beta-N-acetylhexosaminidase activity. NCBI's taxonomy places the organism in Eukaryota, Metazoa, Chordata, Mammalia, Eulipotyphla, Soricidae. The record is from RefSeq and is a predicted model, not a curated record. Bases 174 to 1787 code for a protein of 537 amino acids. Gene Ontology annotation, biological process: glycosaminoglycan metabolic process; ganglioside catabolic process; carbohydrate metabolic process.